AUGAAUAAGAUUCCAUAUGCAUCUGCAAUAGGAUCUAUCAUGUAUGCCAUGUUAUGUACUCGACCAGAUGUCUCGUAUGCUUUGAGUGCAACGAGUAGGUACCAAUCUGAUCCUGGUGAUGCUCACUGGGUAGCAGUCAAGAAUAUCCUUAAGUAUUUAAGAAGGACUAAGGACUCAUUCUUGAUAUAUGGAGGUCAGGAAGAGUUGGCUGUAAUUGGAUACACCGAUGCUAGCUUCCAGACAGAUAAGGAUGACUUUAGAUCGCAAUCUGGUUAUGUGUUUUGCUUAAACGGUGGCGCUGUGAGCUGGAAAAGUUCAAAGCAAGAUACAGUUGCUGAUUCUACAACCGAGGCCGAGUAUAUUGCUGCCUCAAGUGCAGCAAAGGAAUUUAGAGAAAUAGGCAACAUGAUGAUUAGAGAUGAAGGAAUAUAUCUGAAAAAGGAGAAUGUGAAUGCUAAAGUCCAUUAUACUUACCUAGAUUCAAGAGAUUCUUUACUAAAUCAAUAA
Messenger RNA from Lathyrus oleraceus (garden pea), 507 nucleotides. RefSeq names its product secreted RxLR effector protein 161-like. NCBI's taxonomy places the organism in Eukaryota, Viridiplantae, Streptophyta, Magnoliopsida, Fabales, Fabaceae. The coding region runs from base 1 to 507 and encodes 168 amino acids. The record is from RefSeq and is a predicted model, not a curated record. The transcript is spliced from 3 exons.